Molecule: messenger RNA, 1805 nt
Organism: Coccinella septempunctata (seven-spotted ladybird)
Lineage: Eukaryota; Metazoa; Arthropoda; Insecta; Coleoptera; Coccinellidae
Gene: CCT3
Product: T-complex protein 1 subunit gamma
Exons: 6
Coding region: 37-1668 (543 amino acids)
Biological process (GO): protein folding
Cellular component (GO): chaperonin-containing T-complex
Molecular function (GO): ATP hydrolysis activity; ATP binding; ATP-dependent protein folding chaperone
Source: RefSeq, a predicted model, not a curated record
GUUUGGUUAACUAACGAAACUUAAAUUCACAAAGAAAUGUACGGAGGAAGUAGAGCCCCAAUAUUGGUUCUGAGUCAGAACACAAAACGUGAAUCAGGCAGAAAAGUUCAGCUGGAGAACAUAAAUGCCGGAAAGCAAGUCGCUGAUGUAGUAAGGACAUGUCUUGGUCCACAAGCAAUGUUGAAAAUGUUGAUGGACCCCAUGGGAGGGAUCGUUAUGACCAACGAUGGAAAUGCCAUCCUACGUGAAAUCACGGUUCAGCAUCCGGCCGCUAAAAGUAUGAUUGAGAUCGCCAGAACUCAAGAUGAAGAAGUUGGUGAUGGUACCACUUCCGUUAUUGUACUUGCUGGUGAGAUGUUGGCUGCGGCUCAACAGUUUUUGGAACAGCAAAUGCAUCCAACUGUCAUAAUUCGAGAUUAUAAACGCGCUCUAGAUGAUAUGAUCUCGCUACUUGAAGGACCAUUGAGUGUUCCAAUUGAUAGAAAUGACAAGGCUGCAUUGGCAAAUGUGGUAAAAGGCUGUGUCGGCACAAAAUUCAUAAAACGUUGGGAGGAAUUGGCAGUCAACAUAGCUUUAGACGCUGUCCAAACAGUAUUAAUUGAAGAAAACGGACAUACAGAGAUUGAUAUUAAACGAUAUGCAAAAAUAGAGAAAAUACCCGGGGGUACAAUUGACGAUUCUAUGAUUCUCAAAGGAGUAAUGUUGAACAAAGAUGUCACCCAUCCUAAAAUGAGGAGGUACAUCAAAAAUCCAAGAAUUAUAUUAUUGGAUUGUCCAUUAGAAUAUAAGAAAGGAGAAUCUCAAACUAACGUGGAAAUCACAAAUGAGGCAGAUUUCACGAAGCUUUUAGAAUUGGAAGAAGAACACGUCAAACGUCAGUGUGAGGAGAUCAUCGCUCUGAAACCAGAUUUAGUAUUUACAGAGAAAGGAGUGUCUGACUUGGCUCAGCAUUUCCUUCUGAAAGCCAAUAUAACUGUCAUCAGACGACUUCGCAAGACUGAUAACAAUAGGGUCGCUAGGGCUUGCGGUGCAACCAUCGUUAGUAGAACAGAUGAAUUACAGGAGUCUGAUGUUGGACUUGGAGCUGGUCUCUUUGAAAUUAAGAAAAUAGGAGAUGAAUAUUUCUGUUUCAUCACUGAAUGUAAAGACCCCAAGGCUUGUACCAUUCUGUUGAGAGGAGCUAGCAAAGAUAUUUUGAAUGAAAUUGAGAGGAAUCUACAAGAUGCUCUACAAGUAGCUAGAAAUAUUCUAUUGAAUCCAAGGUUAGUACCUGGCGGUGGUGCUAUUGAGAUGGCUGUUGCUCAGCGUUUAAUCCAGAAGGCAACUCAUGGUCCUUAUAGAGCCCUAGCACAUGCGCUUGAAAUCAUACCAAAAACCAUUGCUCAGAAUUGUGGAGCAAACACAAUCAGAACACUUACUGCUUUGAGAGCAAAGCAUGCCAAUCACACAGAUGAGAACACCCCUUGCUCUUGGGGAAUCAAUGGUGAAACCGGGGAAUUGGUUGAACAAACCAAGAACAACUUGUGGGAACCACUGGCAGUUAAACUUCAAACUUACAAGACUGCUGUGGAAACCGCUGUGCUUCUUCUGAGAAUCGACGAUAUCGUAUCUGGAUCCAAAAAGAAGGGGGCUGAUGGACAACCUGCUCAGCCAGCGCAGCAGGAAUAAACCAAUCGAAAUUGUGUUAAUUUUAAUUAUUGUUCAUCAUUUGGCAUUUAUGUUGUCAAUUCCUCACAUCUAAAUAUAAUUUAAUAAACCAAACUGUAUUUUCAUGCUUUUUGCUAAUAAAAACGUUUUAAUCACUA